UAAUGCCAAUAUAUCCAACUGCUCCUUUAACAAGUUCUGUUCCUGCUAACUUAAAUUAUUCAACACCUUAUACAUAUGCUUAACCUUUAACAUAUGCUUAACCUGUUUAAUAUGUACCACAACCUGUCCAAUAUGUUCAAUAACCUGUUAUGACUUAAUCAGUUGUAGCUUAACCUGUAGUAACAUAACCUGUUAUUGCUGCUCCAUAAUAACCAACAAUCAAAGGAGAAUCAAGAGUAGAAUAUAGAGAAUUCUAAAGACCUGUUGUAGAAAUGGAAACAGAAACAAUUUAAGUACAAGUGCCAAAAACUAAAUAUGUGACUGAUUAUUAUCCAGUUGAAUAUUAAACAGAAUAUAUUCCUAGAACUGUUUAUGAAUAAUAAACUGAAUAUGUACCAGUCACUAAAACAGUCCCAAGAGUUGAAUAUGAUGCAGUUGAGAGAGAAGUUCAAAGAGUGGUAAAUCAUUAUUUAUGAAUAUAUAAUAGUAAUAUUAACCUGUUUAAACAGUGCCAGUAUAAACUGUGGCAGUCUAACCAGUCGUUUAAUCUGUUGUUCAACCUGUUUAACCAUUAACUUAUUCAAUAGCUAGACCUGUUGCUUAAGCACCUGUUUAUACUCAACCAGUUAUUGCUCCAGCUUUAACAUAUUCAGGUGUUAGACAUGCUUAUGCUCCAGUAAAGAUUUAAUAUAUCAUUAUUUUAGAGUUACCCUGGUGUUCCAACCUAUGGUCAAUUACCGUAAACAGUCAGAUCAUAACCAUAACCAAACCCUUCAAAUAAACCAUAAUGA
Messenger RNA from Paramecium pentaurelia, 791 nucleotides. The record is from the annotation of a GenBank genome assembly. NCBI's taxonomy places the organism in Eukaryota, Ciliophora, Oligohymenophorea, Peniculida, Parameciidae.